AUGACGUUUCUUUUGAUUGUUUCUCUCAUCGAUUCUUUUGGCUGUUUCUUUCCCCCCGUUUCUUUUGGCCGUUUCUUUCAUCGUUAUUUUUUUCACCCUGCUUCUUUCCCAGUUUCCUUUGGCCGUUUCUUUCACCGUUACUUUUUGGCGUUUUUUGGCUGUUUCUUUCACCGUUUCAUUUUGUUGUUUUUGUCAUCCUUUCUUUUGGCAGUUUUUACCUCCGUUCCUUUUGGCCAGUUCUUUCCCCGUUUCAUUUCACCAUUUUUUUCACCUUUUCUUUUGGCCGUUUCCUUCACUGUUUCUCUCACUGAUUCUCUCCCCGUUUAUUGGCUGUUUCUUUCACUAUUUCUUUUUGCCGUUUCUUUCACCUUUUCUUUUGGCUGUCUCUUUCCCUGUUUCUUUCACCUUUUCUUUUGGAUGUUUCUUUCACCUUUUCUUUUGGAUGUUUCUUUCACCUUUUCUUACAUCGUUUCUUUUGGCUGUUUCAUUCACCGUUUUAUUCACCUUUUCUUUUGGCAACUUCUUUCACUGAUUCUAUCACCGUUUCUAUCACUUUUUCUUUUGACUGAUUCUUUUACCGUUUCUUUCAUUCUUUCUUUUGGCCGUUUCAUUUACCGUUUCUUUCACCGUUUCUUUUCACUGUUUCUUUUACCGUUUCUAUCACCUUUUCUUUUGACUGAUUCUUUCACCGUUUCUUUCAUCGUUUCUUUUGGCCUGCCGUUUCAUUUACCAUUUCUUUCACUGUUUCUUUUCACUGUUUCUUUUACCGUUUCUAUCACCUUUAUUUUGACUGAUUCUUUCACCGUUUCUUUCAUCGUUUCUUUUGGCCGUUUCAUUUACCGUUUAUUUCACUGUUUCUUUCACCUGUUUCUUUUUACUGUUACUUUCACCGCUUGUUUCACUGUUUCUUUUGGCUUUAUCUUCCAUCGUUUCUUUUCGCUUUUCUUUCUUUGUUUCUCGCGUUUCUUGUUUAUCGCCCAUUCCCAUUUUUUGGUUUUAUCCUCCCUUCCUCUCUUUCCCCUCUUUAUCCUGCCUUCCGUUUCUAUCUUUGACUCUCACCCGUUCCUAUCUCUCCCUCGUUCUUCUCUUUGUUUCAUUCUCUCCUCGUUCUUCUCUCUCAUUCUCACUCACCGUUUCACUCUGCCUCAUCGUAUCACUCCCCCUGUCUCUAUCACCAUGUCUGUCUCUCUCCUUUUGUGUCUCUCUUUGCGUCUCUCUCUCUCACUCCGUGUCUGUCUCUCUCACUCUCUGUGUAUGUCUGUCUGUCUGCCUCUCUCUCUCUCUCUCUCUCUCUCUCUCUAUCCGUGUCUCUUUCUCUUUCUCGUCCAAAAUUAG
Messenger RNA from Acanthosepion pharaonis, 1335 nucleotides. NCBI's taxonomy places the organism in Eukaryota, Metazoa, Mollusca, Cephalopoda, Sepiida, Sepiidae. The record is from the annotation of a GenBank genome assembly.